Molecule: messenger RNA, 589 nt
Organism: Chrysoperla carnea
Lineage: Eukaryota; Metazoa; Arthropoda; Insecta; Neuroptera; Chrysopidae
Product: protein FAM136A-like
Exons: 3
Coding region: 105-557 (150 amino acids)
Cellular component (GO): cytoplasm
Source: RefSeq, a predicted model, not a curated record
UAGGUUUGGUUUGAAGCUCGGGGAAUUUAGUCCUUAACCUAAAUUUUUAGUCAUUUCACGAAUCUUAUUACAAAAAUAUUAUUUGAAUUAAAUAUAAAUUAAAAAUGGUUGAGCCACAAAGACAAAAAUUAGAACACGAAAUAACAAAUUUAGUUGAUGAACUCGACAAAUCAUAUUUAAGAAAUUUCCAAAGAGACAUGCAUUUAUGUGCUGUAAAAUGCUGCGACAAUAAAGAAUUAUCGAUGCAAGGUGUCCAAAGUUGUGUGGAAAAAUGUAGUAAAAGAUUAAUGAAAGCAAACAAUCACGUACAACAAGAACUAAGUAAUUUUCAAAAUCGUGUACAACGAUGUGUUAUGGAUUGCAAUGAUGAUAUUCGUGAUAAAAUGGGUCCAGUCAAUCCAAGUGAUGCUGAUAUGGAAAAAUUGGGUAGAAUGUUUGAAAAAUGUGCAACAAAUUGCUGCGAGAAGAAUAUAAAUACUUUACCAACGUUAUCGAAAAAUAUAAAAGCAUUCUUAUCAAAUUUAGGUACAGAAGAUGCACUUAGAAGUACAAAUUAAUGUAAUAUUUUUGUAAAAAAUCGUCAUUUUUG